UUUUUUUGUGCCUUGGAUUGUAUCGCAGCGUGGACGUGUCUUUGGCUUUUAACCUUUGAAGCAAAAACAUCAUGUGAUGAGAACAAGAAGACACAAAAAUACUUAUGGAAAUUAAAAAGCGCCAUUGUGCUUCACUUCCAUUUCCUGUUACAGCAGUACAAAUUAUAAAUCAAACGGAAACAAAUGGAAGGAUCUUUUUGCUCGAUAGAGAAACGGAAUAUCGGGCGAACAAAAAUCGGGCAUGGUUGGGCUGUUGGAAAAAUAUUUGAAUUCUUAAUUGUUCUCAAGAAACGCCAAUGAAUGUUCAAAAGCCAGCAUUGGAUCCCAAUAUGAUCACUUUACAUGGCGCACCUCAGGGAUCUGGCCAGGCUCCUUGCUUUUCCAUAUCCUGUGCUCCAAAUUAGGAUAUUCCCACCUAAAUGUCUUCAAAUGAACAAAACUGACAUUGCCGGAGAGGUUUUAUCUGAUGAACGUUACCAAACUCAUUUGUGAGAAUUGUCAACAAACGUUUUGGUUUUUAAUCAUGAAUUUUAAAUGAAUAUCAUCGUUUGAAAUAGAAAAAAAAAGCCACAUCAUGUUUUAAUUAUGGCGAUACUCUGGUUUUUAUUUUAGCCAGUUUUCUUGGCUUUUGUCAUGUACUAUAUUAAUUGUAUUGAUUUAUUGCCUAUUACACAAACAAGGCAGUUUAAACAUCAAUAGCUAUUUCACAUCGCUCUCAAACGCAACAGAAAUUGUUAAUAAUCCAGAACAAGAAUGCGCUUUUCAGAUGUGCGCCCGCAAACUCUAGUCGCUUUGACCAACCACUUCCUGGAGCUGCAGAUGUGUGACUUUAUCAGGAGGAAAAAAAAACGACAACCCAAUUGCAGAUGCCGUUUUUGAUGUGUUCUAAGUUUGAACAAGUGCUGCUUUCAGAUAUGCUGGGAAAUUCCAUCGUGCAGUGUGCGAUUGCGACGACCGCGUCGCUGGCCUCGCUCAGUUUGCUGAGCCUUCUGUGUCUGAGAUGCAAGAGGAAGCCGAAGACCAUACACGAAGAAGCUCAAAUAUACAACCCGCACACGUUCCAGCGUGGGGGAAGCAGAUUUGCUGUCACGCGAUCCAAAACGGUCAUGAAAGCCAAUCAAAUGACCCUUUCCUCAAAUGAGGGCGCAUGUCCAGCUCUAUACGCGAUAGCGGGGUCACCGCCCAAGAUUUGGGAACAUAUUUAUGUCGAUCCGCUCCCCACCACGGUGUAUGAAAACGAGCAGAUGGCUUCGAGGAUCGGAGAUGCCGAUCCCACCGAGCCUCACUACGUAAACGUGGCCGACGCGGCGCCGACAGACGACGACGCCGACGACUAUGAAAAUUCAGAUUUCCUGGUGCAAAAGGCCUGCGGGCUGGAGAACGAUUUGUUGUACGAGAACCAACAAGAAGCGGAAGGGGACACGCCCCCUUUCCUAUCGGGUCGAGGUCGCCGCCAGGUGUCUGUCGUGAGAGGUCAUCACCCGUGACACCGCAAAGGAUCAGAUUUCACCUCGUGGGGCUGAAAAUUAUUUAUUGACGACAAAUCAUGCAGCUUUGUUCAUCAAACGAGUCUUUACGUUCUAUUUAAUUCAUUGUCAUGACUAUGUUUUGUUUUUUUUAUAAGUUACAGUAUUCUAGCACACCAAAUAAAAAUAUUAUGAACGUUU
This is a messenger RNA of Hippocampus zosterae (dwarf seahorse), 1667 nucleotides long. RefSeq lists its product as uncharacterized. The record is from RefSeq and is a predicted model, not a curated record. Lineage: Eukaryota; Metazoa; Chordata; Actinopteri; Syngnathiformes; Syngnathidae. The coding region runs from base 867 to 1487 and encodes 206 amino acids. The transcript is spliced from 10 exons.